Molecule: messenger RNA, 1197 nt
Organism: Alternaria atra
Lineage: Eukaryota; Fungi; Ascomycota; Dothideomycetes; Pleosporales; Pleosporaceae
Exons: 3
Coding region: 1-1197 (398 amino acids)
Source: RefSeq, a predicted model, not a curated record
AUGACGGACUUCGAAAAGGCGUACGAGAAAGCUAUUGAAGACAAUAUCCUUCCUGGAUAUGCUCUACUUGCAGGCGAUAAAGAUGGCAAUAUCCUCUACUCGGGUGCAAAAGGUGUUCAGUCACUCGCGCAAGGCUCUACACGCCCUUUCCAGCUCGAUACAAUAUGCGCCAUCGCAUCAAUGACGAAGCUCAUGACUGCUGUGGCAGCCUUGAAGUGCGUUGAGGAAGGACUUAUUACGCUUGACGAAGACGUAGCGAAGUAUUUGCCAACUAUUGGAAAAUUUGGCAUUAUGACCAGUUUCGACGAUGAGAAAAAUGAGGCGGUCACUGUGCCUAAUAACACGCCGAUCACUCUGAGGAUGCUACUGAGUCACACGAACGGCCAUGAGUAUGACUGGUUUAACCCUGAUCUGAUGAAGUGGCGUGCAAGCCGCGGAGAGACCCCCUGGUGUGGACCGACUGUUGAGGAAAAAUCUACUCUGCCGCUUCUGUACGAGCCAGGCACCAGCUUCAGAUAUGGCGCGGGGUCGGAUUGGGCAGGCAAACUCGUCGAGAAAGUGUCUGGGAAGACACUCGAUGCUUUCAUGAAAGAGAAGAUAUGGACGCCUCUUGGCAUACAGGAUAUCUCCUUCUACCCAAAGGAAAGACCUGAUAUGGAAGGUCGGAUGGCGACCAUCAGCACACUCAAUGAGCAGGGUGAAGGGCCGGUGGCAGAUACUGGUGGCUUUGACGUCCUGUUCGGCGCCACAGACUGCCUGGGAGGUGCGGGUGCUUUCGCGAGCCCAGAGGCCUACUUUGCCUUCCUUCAAUCCGUUCUAAAGCGCGACCCCAAGCUACUGAAUGGAGAUUCCUGGACAGAGCUCUUCAAGCCACAGCUCGAUGAGAGGUGCAAGAAGGAGUUCAACAACUACCUCAAGUCUUCACCCCUGCAUAUGCAGUAUCUCGGCAUGUGUCUACCUACGGAUAUCGAGAAGCAAUGGUCGUUCGCCGGAAUGAUUGUUGAGCAAGGCCAAGAAGGACGCAUGAACGCUGGAACGUUCUUCUGGGGUGGUGUUCCUAGUAUGACCUGGUAUAUCGAUUUCAAAGCUGGGGUCUGCGGCGUAGCAUUCUGCCAGGUCAUCCCACCGAUGAGCCCGAGCAUAUUGAAGCUGCAUGAGCAGUUUCAAAGAGCAAUGUAUGAGAGAGCUGUAGCCUAA